AUGUCGAAUGCCGUCAAGGUCGUCUCCAAUGCCUGGGAAAGGCCGCACACGUCGCUCGGGUACACCUUGGACCCGCGGUGGAUGCAUCACUUGCAAGACGAGGCGAAAAGCUGCAAUAAUUGUCUCAAAGUUGGCCGAGUUUGCGAGGGAUAUGGCGACCUUUGGGUGGCGCCGCUAGGUCCAUCGGCUCCGGUGUUCAAGACUGACAGGAAUGCGAAGCGACGACGCUUGAAUUCCUCGUCGCCAGUGUCCUCGUCGCAGUCUUUAUCAGCAUCGCCGUCCCCGUCACUAUCCUUGACCUCUAAUGAUCAAUGGGCCAGACGAGAAUGGCGGACCGAAGCAGUGACGCCGGGGAUCGUGAGUCUCUCACCGUCUCCGUCUCAUGGUCGGAUAUCAGAGCUCGAAGCAGAGAAUGAUGGACGGGAGCAAAGCCUCGAAGAUCAAAGCCUCCGUGCAUUGAUCCCGAGGCCACGAGGCUUCCGCAGCCACCUCUCCAGCGAAGAAGCUCACUACCUGCAGUAUCACGAGGUGAUGGGCUCUCAGCGACUUGCAAAUCUAGACAGCGAGCAUAAUCCUCUCCGGUCCUUUCUGAUACCUCGCGCCAUGACUUCACCACUUCUCAUGAAAGCCGUGUGCGCCAUCUCAGCCAUGCAUUUGUCGAACAGAACGGACAAUCCUGACGCCAAGUAUGCGUCUCUUGACUUUUACGAUCGGACCUUGAAAGGGCUGCGUAAUGUCAUCGCAGAGUCGGCGACCGAGUCGAUACCGGAUGAUGCUCUGCUAGCCGUCGGCAUGAUGUGUAAAUAUGAGGUAGUCCGAGGCAGUGUCAAGCAGUGGGUCGUGCAUCUAACGGCGCUGCAUAAACUUAUCUCUUCUCGUGGCGGAUUUGGAACGAUGGAUCCCGAGGCAGCGCAUUUCUUACGCGGGUUGUACAUAUAUGCGUAUAGCAUGGGCCAAAUCAGUAAUCAGAAGAAAGUCUCCGGCAAACUCAUCCUGCCAGACACGGAGACUGAAACACCGAGACUCAGUAUAUACCUUGGAUUUACCGAAGAGCUCCUGAAACUCUGCGCCUCUAUCGCAGAGCUGCCAUCACUUCGGGACGACGGUAUUUCCUUGCCUUUGACCGUUACCUCAAUAAAUGAUUCCCUCCUCAAUUGGAGACCAUGCUCCACUCACUUAAAUAUCCCCCAGGAUCUGACACCUGACACCCUCUCACGCCUCAAGCUUGUCGCCGAAUGUUUUCGUGAUGCCGGCUUUGUUUACUUGCAUUCUAUCCUUGAACGAAUGAAGAAGCCCGCCUGUACUCCCGCCGAAAUUCCGGUUAAACCGACAUCGGAGUCACGUCCACUGUCAUCGUUGAUCACGACACCGAAAGACAUCGCGAUCCAACGACUGCUGUGCCGUAUUCAGGACUUUCCCCUGGACGAUCAUUGCGAAUACUCCGCUCUUACCUUCCCGCUUUUCAUCGCUGGCGCCGAAAGCGAAGAGUUUGAGCACAGAAGCCUCGUGUUGCAAUCACUGGGAAAGUUGCAGGAAAACUUUGGGAUUGGCAACACUAUCCGAGCCAGGGAAGUUCUAUGUGCGUUGUGGGUCCGGCGAGACGCCGCUCAGUGUGAUGGAUCUGCAAGGGUGCAUUGGAUGGAUAUAUUAGAGGAAUUACAGUGGGAUUUGACUCUUGCUUAG
This is a messenger RNA of Penicillium diatomitis, 1683 nucleotides long. Its product is annotated as fungal specific transcription factor domain-containing protein. Gene Ontology annotation, biological process: positive regulation of transcription by RNA polymerase II. The coding region runs from base 1 to 1683 and encodes 560 amino acids. Gene Ontology annotation, molecular function: DNA-binding transcription factor activity; transcription cis-regulatory region binding. The record is from RefSeq and is a predicted model, not a curated record. Gene Ontology annotation, cellular component: nucleus. Lineage: Eukaryota; Fungi; Ascomycota; Eurotiomycetes; Eurotiales; Aspergillaceae. The transcript is spliced from 4 exons.